This is a messenger RNA of Dipodomys ordii (Ord's kangaroo rat), 378 nucleotides long. It is a transcript of the gene Spaca4, whose product is annotated as sperm acrosome associated 4. Lineage: Eukaryota; Metazoa; Chordata; Mammalia; Rodentia; Heteromyidae. Bases 1 to 378 code for a protein of 125 amino acids. The record is from RefSeq and is a predicted model, not a curated record. The transcript has a single exon.
AUGGUCCUCGGCUGGCUGCUAUUGGUACUGCUGCUGGCCACGCCCCUGGGUACCAGGGCGGCCAAGGACUGCAUCUUCUGUGAGCUGACCGACGCCACCAAGUGCCCCGGCACUCGCAUACGCUGUGGCGAUGAUGAAGAUUGCUUCACAGGCCACGGGGUGGCCCAAGGCAUGGGGCCCGUCACCAACAAAGGCUGUAUCCACUCCACCAACUGCGGCCGUGAGGAGCCCAUCAACUACAUGGGCCUUACCUACAGUCUCACCACCAACUGUUGCUACGGCCAUUUGUGCAACCGUGGUUCCAGUGCCAUGGGCAGCCGGGUGGCUGCCGUCCCCAUGGGCCUGGCACUGGCCUCAUGGCUACUGCAGCACCUGUGA